This is a messenger RNA of Prinia subflava (tawny-flanked prinia), 6155 nucleotides long. RefSeq lists its product as uncharacterized. Lineage: Eukaryota; Metazoa; Chordata; Aves; Passeriformes; Cisticolidae. The record is from RefSeq and is a predicted model, not a curated record. The transcript has a single exon. Gene Ontology annotation, biological process: proteolysis; virion assembly; DNA integration. Gene Ontology annotation, molecular function: RNA-DNA hybrid ribonuclease activity; nucleic acid binding; zinc ion binding. The coding region runs from base 167 to 5575 and encodes 1802 amino acids.
GGUAAGGUUCUUUAUUCUCUGGUCUGGGGGCCUGCCAUUAAGACGCAGCGAAAGCUACGCUUGGUUGGGCAAAAGGAAUUCCUGGUGGUAUUGCCUAGGCAGCCGUCCGUCAGACAUCGCGAAAGCGUUGCAGGUUCGGCAUCUGUGGUUUUUAUGUAUCUGUAAUAUGGAGAAACUAAAAGGGUUAAAAGAGGUUUUGGGCAGCAAUAAUGCCUCUAUACCAAGUUCUUCUCCGUUGGGUUGUUUGUUGGCACAUUGGAAAGAGGGGAACUUCGGUCAGGAAUUACGAAAAGAUAAGUUGAUUGAAUAUUGUAAUGUUCACUGGCCAAAAUACGCUUUGCCUGAAAAUCAGAGGUGGCCGAAAAACGGGUCUUUUGAUGUGAAGGUUAUUAUGCAACUUAGAUUGCUUUGUACACAAGAUGGAAGGGUAGAACAAUUACCAUAUAUUGACUUAUUUCUGUGCUUGCUUGAGAAACCGGUUUUGUGGCUUGACAAAAUGAAAGCAAUGAAGCUUGAGAAUAAUAAGUGUCUGGCUUGCGUCCAAAAUAAGCAUUGUAUGGAACAUGCAGUUUUAAGUGAAAUUUUAGGGGGAAAAAGAGAUGAACUGGAAUCGGAAUUAUUGGUAUCUCCCAUGGCUCCUGGAACCACCACGGCCCCCUCAACACCAAGUUCUACCCCGCUCACCCUGACCCCACCUGAUUCUCUUACACACCCCUCGCUCGCGCCAGCACAAUAUGUUUCACCCCCACCUUUGUCUGCUGAUCCUCCUCUGCCUGUGCCAGCCGCUCCUCCGCUUGCUCUGCCUGCCCAGGUGCCGGUCCCUCCUCCGCUGGCUCAGAGAACCCCCCCUUCUCCACAUACACCUGCUCAAAGCUAUCCUGCUCCCCCGCCCACACCCGCUGAAAGAUUUAUCCCCCCUCUAACACCAGCUCAAGGGUACCCUCCGCUCCCACCUACACCUCCUUCACCAGCUUCUGGCCCGUCUGCCCCCCUGUAUCCUCCCCUCCCCGAUUCACCUGUCCAGGAUGUGAUUGUGAGGCAGAAGCAAAGGGGGAAUGUGAAGAAGACAGAUAGAAUGGAAAGUAGUGACAGUGAAGCAGAUGAACUAGACGCCCCAGUAGCUCACCGAACACGAGGAAAACUGGCCCUGGAGUGGCCUCAGGCAGGAAAGGGUAUAUUAAAAUCAGGCAAACAAAAGAGAACGAUUAUUGCACCACUAAGGCAAGGGGUGGGAACUAAUGGACCUGUCUUUGUAAAGGUACCCUUUUCACCUGCUGAUUUAGUUAUAUGGAAACAAUCAGCCGGAACGUAUAGAGAAAACCCAGAUAAGGUAGCUCGUGUGGUUAAGAUGAUAAUGAAAACUCAGAACCCUGAUUGGGAAGAUAUUCAUGUCAUAUUAGACACUCUGAUGGAUGAGACAGAGAGAGAUAUGGUUCUUCGAGCAGCAAGAGAAAGAGCUAGAGAAGACAUACGAAAUGGUUUGGUGACAGGGACACUGGAUUAUAAUUUUCCCACUGCAGACCCAGAGUGGGAUGCUAAUGACCCCUCUGGAGUGGAUAUGUUAAGGCUAAAGAGAUAUCAGGAGUGGAUUUCAGUUGGUGUUCAACAGGCAAUACCUAAGAGUAUGAACUGGUCUAAGUUGUAUGAAAUUCGACAGGAAAAGAAAGAAUCUCCCACUGCCUUUCUAGAAAGACUUAAGGAAGCAGCUAGAAGAUAUACUGAUCUUCAAGUAGACAGUGAGCAAGGAAGAACUCAGCUUGCCUUUAUUUUUCUGGGUCAGGCACAGGAAGAUAUUAGGAAAAAGCUACAGAAACUGGAAGGUGAAGAGUUAAGAAACUUGGAUAAACUCCUAGAGGUUGCCUGGAAAGUUUAUAAUAACAGGGACAGAGAAAUUGUCAAGAAACAGGGGCAAAGCCUUUUGGCAGUCUUACAGAGACAGGGGCGAGGGCGUGGUAGAGGCGGUCGUGGCGUUAAUAGAGGUGGCUUUGGCAGAGGUUCUGGUCAUGGUAGAUUAGGUCUGAAUCAGUGUGCAUAUUGUCGGAUGGAGGGACACUGGAAAAGGGAGUGUCCAAACCGGUUUAGCCAGAAUGGUCAGCCUCAGUUAGACAGUAUGUUUAAUCAAAGUGGUGAGCAUCAGCUGGAUGGUGUAGCCAGGGUCAUGGUUUUACAUGAGAGGGAGCCAGGAUCAAGAGAGCCCAUGGUGACUUUGCAUUUAGAAGGAAAAGACGUAGAUUUUCUCAUUGACACGGGGGCCACACAUUCUGUACUAAAUUAUCUUGAGGGGCAAAUCGGGAACAAGUCAGCAGCAGUCAUUGGAGCCACAGGGAAGGAGGAGGUACGGCCAUUCUUGCAACCCCUAGAAUUGAGCUUUGAAGAUAAGAUCUUGACCCAUGAAUUCUUAUACAUGCCAGACUGCCCAACUCCGCUCUUAGGGCGCGAUCUACUGGCAGCACUGGAGGCAGUAAUUACUUUUGAGAAUGGUGAACUCGUAAUGAAAAUUCCGGAGUCUAAGACAGGAAAGAUUUUGAUGAUAAAAGAAAAACCAAUUUCUAAUAUUCCUAAAGAAGUAGAAGAUGCAGUAAUUCCCUCUGUCUGGGAAACAGAUGUACCUGGAAAAUCUAAAUUGGCACAACCGGUACAUGUAGAGUUAAAAGAAGGAGCAAAGGCUGUACGAAUCAAACAAUACCCUAUAAAACCAGAAGCACGACAGGGAAUAGCAAAGACCAUUGAUAAAUUUUUAAAAUAUCAAAUUCUAGAGGAAUGUAAAUCGGAAUAUAACACCCCAAUUUUCCCAGUGAAGAAACCCAAUGGUGAGUAUAGACUUGUACAGGAUUUAAGAGGUAUAAAUGAGAUAACAAAAGACAUUCAUCCAGUGGUUGCCAAUCCCUAUACAUUGUUAGCAUCCGUAAAAGAGAUAUAUAAAUGGUUUACUGUAAUUGACUUAAAAGAUGCUUUCUUCUGUAUACCCCUUGACCAAGAAAGUAGGAAACUAUUUGCCUUUGAGUGGGAACAUCCAGAAAGUGGAAGAAAAACUCAGCUCACCUGGAGUCGAUUACCGAUGGGGUACAAGGGGUCGCCCACUCUCUUUGGAAGUCAACUGGCAAAAGAACUGGAAAUCUGGACCAGAGAAGGGCAAGUACCAAGAGACCAAUAUUUAUUACUCCAGUAUGUAGAUGACAUUUUGAUUGCAACAGAGGAAGAAAUGACCUGCAUAAAGGUAACCAUUGAGAUCUUAAAUUCACUAGGAAUGGGAGGGUAUAAGGUAUCCAGAGAAAAAGCACAAAUUGCCCAACAGACUGUGAUUUACCUGGGAUGUGAAAUCUCACAAGGGCAGAGAAAACUGGGUACUAAUCGUAUUCAAGCUAUCUGUGCUAUUCCAGAGCCUCAGAAUCUACACGAGCUGCGGAUCUUCCUCGGAAUGACAGGGUGGUGUCGCCUGUGGAUCAUGGACUAUGGACUGAUUGCAAAACCCUUGUACGAGGCUCAGAAGACGCAGCCGUUCACCUGGGGCAAACCACAGAAAGAGGCCUUCCAGAAGUUAAAGGAAGCACUGACAACUGCUCCUGCUUUGGGGUUACCUGAUCUGUCUAAAGACUUUCAGCUGUACGUGCAUGAAAGGCAGCGACUGGCACUGGGAGUCCUGACCCAACGACUGGGAAGCUGGAAAAGGCCGGUGGGUUACUUUUCCAAACAACUCGACAACGUAAGUGCCGGAUGGCCUUCAUGUCUGCGGGCAGUGGCAGCUACCGUGCUGCUGAUACAUGAAGCCAGGAAGCUCACAAUGGGAAGACACAUAGAUGUCUAUGUGCCACACAUGGUAACUACAGUCCUGGAACAAAAGGGGGGCCAUUGGCUCUCUCCAAGCCGGAUGAUGAAGUUUCAGGUAACCCUGACUGAGCAGGAUGAUGUUGCACUAAAAACAACUAACCUCUUGAAUCCAGCUCUAUUUCUAGGUGCCACAGCUGAGGAAGGCCCAUUAGAGCACGACUGUCUAGAAGUCAUCGAGCACACUUAUUCAGCAAGAACAGAUCUGAAGGAUGUCCCCCUGGAGCAACCAGAGUGGGAACUCUUUACAGAUGGAAGCAGCUUCAUGGAGAACGGAGCCAGAUACGCGGGAUAUGCGGUAACUACAAUUGAUGUAGUAAUAGAGGCAAAAUCACUACCACCUAACACGUCUGCACAAAGGGCAGAACUAAUCGCAUUAACCAGAGCACUCGAGCUGAGUGAAGGGAAGACAGUGAAUAUUUGGACUGAUUCCAAAUAUGCCUUUGGAGUAGUGCAUGUACACGGAGCUUUAUGGAAAGAAAGAGGACUGCUGUCCUCCCAAGGGACGAAUAUUAAACAUCAAGAUGCAGUCCUACAAUUGAUAGAUGCAGUACAAAAACCUGAACAAGUAGCAAUCAUGCACUGCAAGGCACAUCAAUCAGGCAACUCCAAAAUUUGUGAAGGAAAUCGAAAAGCAGAUUGGGCAGCCCGUCAGGUAGCGCGAGAGGUGCAGAAAACAAUGGCAUUGAUACCAUCAAGACUUAAUAUCUCUCAAUUUAAUUUGCCUCCGAAGCCAAACUAUACAAUCGAAGAUGACAGACUAGCACAACUGCUGAAGGCACAGAAGAACGCAGAAGGGUGGUAUGUAACCGCACAAGGGCAAAUAGUGGUACCUCCUUUGGUAAUGAGAGAAAUUUUACAGGUAAAACAUAAUGAGUGUCACUGGGGUGCAGAGGCGUUGGUAAAGUGGUUAAGACAAUACCUAAUCUCAGUACGGAUGCAAACAAUGGCCAAGUCAGUAAUGUCUAAAUGUGAAAUCUGUCUGAAAAACAAUCCCGUAGCUAGACGACAGGCACAGUUAGGCAGAAUUCGGAUAGGAAUAGAACCAGGAGACUAUUGGCAAGUGGAUUUUGCAGAACUGCCAAAAACUCGGGGAUACAAAUACCUGUUAGUAGGGGUUGACACGUUUUCUGGAUGGCCAGAAGCCCUUCCCUGUCGCACAAACCAAGCAAAGGAAACAGUUAAGUGGUUAUUACAGGAGAUCAUUCCCAGGUUUGGGGUGCCCCUAGGGAUAUCAUCAGACAGAGGCCCACACUUCAUAGCCACAGUGGUACAAGAGGUAAGCAAGUUAUUGGGAAUAUCUUGGGACCUCCACACACCGUGGAGACCCCAGUCAAGUGGGCAAGUAGAAAGAAUGAACCAGACACUGAAGAGGCAGAUCAGUAAAAUAUGCCAGGAAGCCAAACUGCAGUGGCCACAGGCUUUGCCGAUAGCAUUGCUGAGGGUUCGGAUAAAGCCUAGGAGUGGGAUGUCAGUUAGUCCUUAUGAAAUAUUGUAUGGGAAACCAUAUGAAUCUCCUAACCCCAAUCCAAAUGUUCAUGUCACAGGGAAACAAGAUGUGUAUAAUUAUGUUCUGUCCCUCGGGAAAACUCUAGCUCGGCUCCGAAGUGUUCUCGUGUGGAACAGACCACUGGCCCUGGAGAAUCCAGUCCACAAUAUCGAACCAGGAGAUGAGGUAUACAUCAAAACCUGGAAUGAAGAACCACUAAAAGAGAAGUGGACUGGUCCCCAUCAGUUUACAGAAUCCUGAAGAGAGAGAUACAGAAAAAGGCAUCUUGGAACAGGACCAUAAUGAAGGCAUUGGCACGGAACCCAGCACCUUCAAUCCGCAACAACAUCCCGGACAAAGCCUAUGACAACAGAGGAUUUGAAGAUGAACAUCCAGUAUGAACUCUGAAGCCUAAUGGACUGUAUUAAGUGAAAGCAUUUACACUUAGUAUAUUAGAGUGAAAAUACUUUCAAAGGGGGGAAUGUUGGUGGAGGGUUAAAAAAUAUAAUUUCUAGAUUGAGUAAUGUAUAGGGGGAGGAAAGUAGAGAACGUACAACUGGAACUUACGCAGCUAGCUGGGAACAAGCGUCAGUUUCUGUAAACAGCUCCAUGCUAUUGUUUUAACCAAAUCAAGUGUGGAUCAGGGUAGAAGCGUAGGUAUGAUUUAAGAUAGUAACUAAGGAAUAGGAUAAUCAGUAUCUAGGGGUGGGGGUUAGUUAACAUGUGUAUAAUUUAAACUAUAAAAAUCACGAAUCGACUCUGUAUGCUUUGGACAUCAGAUUUGGGUGUAUUAUCACCCCGGUGUCCCGCGCGCUGGAAUAAAGAACCGCAUAUGAUCGCC